CUACCAGCAACUUCCUUCCUAUCAACAAAACGAUCUCCCUUGUCCCUACAUUAUUGUGUCUCCCUGCACAUUGUUUUCAUAUCUACCUCACAUGUCAAUCAAUCCCCGCAAUUGACCUCGUAGGGAUUUGAAUCGUAUCGCAGCAUCGAAUAUUCUAUCAUCCUGUCAAUUGAUUGACUUGGCCGACUUGAAACCCUCCUCACCCUGCCACGACGCCGCCGCGCGCCUCGUACCUCAACAUGAUCCUCAGGCAUGCUGGAUCGCGUAUCACGAACCUCUCGACGAGAUCAACACUUCGCGCUUCAAGGCUCCCACGAGCUUCAGAGAUCCGGUCGUAUACACAUCCAAGCCAUGGCGGGGCGUCACCAUUCACGAAGCGCCCUCAGCUGGCCACAUCGUCCGCACUCCGCAACUUCCAGCUGAACAAGCAUGCCUCGCCCAUCCUGCGGAGCGCCUCGACAAAACCUAUACCCACGCCUCGGAACGGAUUUAUUCGUGCAGUCUAUAGGGGAGCCGCGUUACUGGGUACAUUCGUUGGAAUAAGUGGUAUACUGGUGGUCGCCUUUUUCAUAUAUGACGCAUCUACGUACCGCGAAGAGCCGGAGGCAGAGGACGUGCCUGUGUCGGAACUCGCAUUGAACCCUAGAAGAGGUGGACCCAAGAAUUUGCCUAUCGUCGACCACUUCAUUGACGAUGAUGAUUGCGCGCUGAACAAGGCAGUCAAGCACAAGCCCAAGUUGGUCAUUUUGGGAACGGGGUGGGGAAGCGUGGCUAUUCUGAAGCAACUCAACCCUGGAGACUACCAUGUCACUGUCGUAUCGCCAUCGAACCAUUUCCUGUUUACUCCAAUGCUGCCCUCUGCUACCGUCGGAACGUUGGAAUUGAGGUCGCUGGUCGAGCCCGUCCGAAGGAUAGUCAAAAGGGUGCAAGGGCAUUUCCUCAAAGGUUUCGCGGAGGACGUAGAUUUCUCCGAGAAACUGGUCGAGGUAUCUGCCAUUGACUCGAGUGGCCAGAAGCAGCAUUUCUACGUGCCUUACGACAAAUUGGUCAUCGGAACUGGUUCCGUCACCAACCCUCACGGUGUCAAGGGACUCGAACACUGCCACUUCUUGAAAGACAUCAGCGAUGCGCGCCUGAUCCGUAAUUCCAUUGUCCGCAACCUCGAGAGUGCAUGCUUGCCCACGACGUCUGACGAGGAGAGGAGACGGCUUCUGUCAUUCGUCGUCAGUGGCGGCGGUCCAACUGGUGUGGAGUUUGCCGCAGAGCUGUUCGACAUGUUGAACGAGGAUUUGACCAAAUUCUUCCCCAAGGUCCUCCGCAACGAGAUCUCUGUUCACGUCAUUCAAUCCCGCAGCCACAUCCUCAACACUUACGAAGAGGCGCUUUCGGAGUACGCAGAGAAGCGCUUCGCCCACGAUGCCGUAGACGUCCUGACCAACUCUCGCGUCAAGGAAGUCCAUGCAGACAAGAUCAUCUUCACGCAGAAGGACGAGAGCGGCAAAGUCGUCGAGAAGGAGAUUCCUAUGGGCUUCUGUCUCUGGUCUACUGGUCUCUCCCAGACCGACUUCUGCAAGCGCCUUGCAGCGAAACUCGACGGCCAGAACAACAAGCGCGCCCUCGAGACGGACUCACAUCUGCGCGUGGUCGGUGCUCCCCUUGGUGAUGUCUAUGCGAUUGGCGACUGUGCAACGGUACAGAACAAUGUGUCCGACCACAUCAUAUCCUUCCUCCGUACCCUUGCAUGGGAGAAGGGUAAGGAUCCGGAGAAGAUGGCGCUUUCAUACUCCGACUGGCGGGGUGUAGCCAAGCGCGUGAAGCAGCGAUUCCCCCAGGCCUCCGACCACCUACGCCGCCUCGACAAGCUCUUCUCAGCCUACGACAAGGAUAACUCGGGUACACUCGACUUCGGCGAGCUUCGAGAACUCCUCGCGCAGAUCGACUCUAAGCUCACCUCCCUGCCGGCCACGGCCCAGCGCGCCCACCAACAGGGUCAAUAUCUUGGGCGCAAGUUCAGUAAGAUCGCCCAGGCUGCGCCGGGAAUGACGCUGAACCAGAUGGACUACGGCGACCUCGACGACGCCGUGUACAAGGCGUUUGAGUACAAGCAUCUGGGCAGUCUGGCGUACAUUGGCAAUGCCGCCAUCUUCGACUUUGGCGGGAUGAGCUUCUCGGGAGGUCUGGUAGCCGUGUACCUCUGGAGGAGCAUCUACUUCGCCCAGAGCGUGAGUUUCAGGACGAGGUGUUUGCUUGCCAUGGAUUGGAGCAAGAGGGCGCUUUUCGGACGAGAUCUAAUGAACUUCUAAAAGCGGGCAAUUGAGCGGGCAAGUGUGCGAGCAUGCAAGAACGGAAGCCAUUCAAUUCGAAACAUCCUUUUUACUUUCUCACUUCUACAUCAUCAUGAUAGUAACCUUGAAUUUCUUUUGUCGUCGAUUCUGCUGCCGCACUCACAGCUUACGGUGUUGGAUCGGCUGAGUGCAACCUGGGUCGGACUUUUGGAGCCGAAGUCCUGGGACGGUUGUUUGAAGCCGUCCUGUGAAUUUAUAUAACAAUACAUCUACAUAACUUCCAAAGACGUGUUCUAUGCUCUAUCAUGAUAGAAAAGUACAGCAA
Aaosphaeria arxii CBS 175.79 is the source of this 2610-nucleotide messenger RNA. RefSeq lists its product as uncharacterized. NCBI's taxonomy places the organism in Eukaryota, Fungi, Ascomycota, Dothideomycetes, Pleosporales. The coding region runs from base 240 to 2303 and encodes 687 amino acids. The record is from RefSeq and is a predicted model, not a curated record. Gene Ontology annotation, molecular function: NADH dehydrogenase activity; calcium ion binding. The transcript has 2 exons.